Molecule: messenger RNA, 3916 nt
Organism: Bolinopsis microptera
Lineage: Eukaryota; Metazoa; Ctenophora; Tentaculata; Lobata; Bolinopsidae
Exons: 4
Coding region: 1814-3601 (595 amino acids)
Biological process (GO): transmembrane transport
Cellular component (GO): membrane
Molecular function (GO): transmembrane transporter activity
Source: RefSeq, a predicted model, not a curated record
GGCUGUUCACCACAAGCUCACUUUGGAGGGAGCACAUUGAACGGUAACGACGCUCACAACCUCGUUACACGAUACCACAAGCUUGUUCCGCUGUGGAUUGAAAUUUUGGCAUUAGGAAUCUUUGAGCAUGACGAACAGAAGCUACUCAAGAAAGAGAUAGCAGAUGUCAUCUCACUGAUGAAAAUCUACGGUCCACUAGUGACUAACUUAGGAAACACGAAUAGGUUAACCAAGGAGGCAAUCGAUGAGCUGGACAAGGAAAUUGCCGGUUUCCUAAUAGAAUAUCGGAAAUACUUCAAGACUGUUCCGCCAAAGAUCCACAUGCUUGAAGACCACGUGAUUCCCCAAUUACGAAAGUUGGGUUGGUCGAUGGGAAUCGGGUCAGAACAAGGUGGCGAGGCCUCACACAAACUGGUGAAAGCAGUGAGGCAGCGAUUUUUCAAUAAGUCCUCAGAUAAAGACAGUAUAUUAAGAGCCGUGACCAAGGUCACAUCCGAUAGCAUUAUAAGACUGAGGUCGGAUACUAUAGUAACAAAAGUUUAAAAAAAGUAAAAAAACCUCCUCCAUAGUACUAACCCAAGAAUAUUUAGGUAGGACCCCCCCCCCUGCCCCCUUAAGUGGGUGACACACCACAGCUAUUUCCUUCCCCCAAAUAGGGCUUAACAUACAUAAUUAAAACAGUCAAAACUCCGAUUUACCACAAACCCCCGAUUUACCGCGGCUUUUUCUUUUCUCUCAAACUCUGAGGUAAAUCGUGGUAUUACUGUAUAUGGGGGCAGGGGGUCUUUAUAUGAAAUUUCUCUCGAAAUUGAUUUUACAGUUGUUUCUAAUGGAGAGGAGUGAUAUCUAUCUGCUGCUUUUGGUCCCAUGGAAAAAUAUUGUUCCUAGCCGAAGUUAUCGCCAGAUAAAGGUCAGCGCUCAUGUGUAAUUGUACUGCGCGGGCGAUUUUUGAUCGCGUGCCCUGAAAAUCGAGUCUAAAAAUCUAUACUCUCCUACAUUUGUUGAGCAAUCACCCUGAAACUUUCAGGAUAUGUUCUAGGGAUCAUUUAAAAGAGAUGAGCCGGGCAGAAUUUUGAGAUAGGCCUUUAAAAAAGUUUUUAUUCGAUUUUGAAAAUCUUGGACCAGGAAAAAUCGUCAAAAAACGACCUAUCUUAAAAUUCGGAUAAAACAGAAUCUCCUAAAUGGUUCUUAGAACAUAUCCUGAAAGUUUCAAGGUGAUUGCUCAAAAAAUGUAGGAGUUCAAGAUAGAUUUUUUGACUUGAUUUUCAGGGCCAGAUUGAAAAUCGCUCGCGCAAUACAAUUACACAUGAGCGCUGACCUUUGACCGGCGAUAACUUCGGCUAGGAACAAUAUUAUAUUUCCAAUGGACCAAAAGUAACUGAUAGAUAUCACUCCCUCUAUCAGAAACAACUAUAAAAUCAAUUUCGAGAGAAAUUUCAUAAAGACCCCCCUGCCCCCUUAAUUUGGUAAACAAUGCUGUUUAAUAGUGUUUUGCCAGAUUAAUGAAAAAUGUUUAGAUAAUGAAGGUAAUGCUGUUUACUGGUUUAUCUUUCAGCGACAGCUCUUUAAGAAAUGAGGCCCUUAAAUGAAGUGUGUAUUCUGUGUAAUGAAAGUAGUUAAUAUAAGCUAUGUUGUUGUCUUAAACAGUAUAAAUGAGUGUUGAGGCUAUCUCAUUAUUCAUUUGAGGAUCCUCUAUAACUCAAUAUUAAUGCCUGUUCUCGCUCAAGCAUCUUCAUCCAUCUUGUUGCUCACUGUUUUCUUGAAAUUUUUGUUUUCUUGACUGAUAAUGAUUUAAGUUGAAGUAAAAUUGUUUAUGUUCAUGAGAUCUACUGUUAAGCGCUACUUUUCGAGAAAAAAGAACAGAAAAUGUUCAUCAGAGUCCCAGACAGAUGCAGAAGAAAGUUUAGAAAACUCUCAUUUGGCUGAGGCCAUACCAACAAAUACCAAGUACUCCUCCAUUGAGAAUGAAGAGGAAACUUUCAAUGAAGAAUCCGUGGAGGAUGCCAUCAACCAGUCCGGCAUUGGAUUUGGAACACUUAUUUUUGUCUUGAGUCCUUGUUUAUUCAUUCUCUUUGAAGGGGCAGAAGACGUCAUUCAAUCCUACAUGAGUGAUUUAGUGACAUGUCACUGGGAGUUAAGCUUAGAUAAGCUGCUCUUUAUCGAGAUCGGGACUGUUAUUGGAAUGUUGGCGGGUUCUCUAGUCUGUUCACCUUUGAGUGACAAAUAUGGGAGACGGAAUGUCAUAAUGGUGAUGGUAUCUGGACUACUUAUAUUCGGGAAUUUGACAGCAUUUGCAGUUGGGUUUACAUCGUACCUCACUUUCCAGAUAAUGGUCGGAUUCUUUGUCGGUGGUGGUAUAGCUCCUGUGAUAGCUCUGUUAGUUGAGGUGGUUCCGAGUCGCUGGAGGGUUGCAGUCCUUGCACUUAGAUCUGCUGGAAGAGCGUCUGGGAUUGUGUACGCAGUGGCGGCGUUCUGGCUACUGAACGAGAGUUUGGGCUGGAGGUCAAUCAUCCUGGCCAUCAAUAUAAUCAACAUUCCUGCUCUUGUGUUUGUGUGCCUCAGUGAUGAAAGCUCACAGUAUAGAAUAGCUGUUGAUGACGAGAAGAGAGCAAAGAAGUCAUUGGCCCGGUUACAAUCAUUAAACGUGAACAAAGCAUUCUUUUACUGUUGCUUGGAGAGCAAUGUAAAGGAGGUGGAUGCAGAAGAGAAUAAGUCUGAAAUAUGGAGAGCCUCCGGUGAAUCCUUAAAUGAAUCAGAGGGUCGGAGAGUGACUUUCAGUCCCUCUACCACUAAACAUUCCACUGAUGACAAACCAGAGGAUUGUGCAAUUAGUGACUUAGCUUCAUCUGACUUGGAGACGGAGCAAGAGGAUGCCGAGUACAACACAGGCCAUUCAGCGGUCUCUGGCAGCCAAAUAUCAGCUCCUGAGAAGGAUGAUGAAUCUCACUGUCAGGCGGGGUGCACUGACCUUCAGCUUCCGAUUAAAGGCAUGAUUCUUAUGGCAGCCUACGGCUUUAUUGUCCAAGCAAUCUACUAUGGAUAUACGUUCUAUAACAAAAACGGGAUAAAAGAUCGCUACUGCGCUGAUUGGACCACCAUCGAACCUCCAGUAUCCAUGAAUGUAGCAUUAUUAGACGACUGUGCAGUAGUUAAUACACACCAGCUAUUUGAGCAAUCCAUGACGUCGAUAAUAGGUCCCGUUGGAGCUAUCCUGACCGCGAUCUCGGCAGUAUCGAUAGGGCGCAAGAAGACUGGUUACAUCAUCGCGCUCCUUCUGGUAACAUUCAACUUCUUCUUUUACAACUGUCCCAACAGCAUUGACUCAGGUAUAUUCAAUCUCAUCGUAUCCCUUGUAAGUAUACUUAAGUGUGGUGCGGAUCUCUUACCUUUGGUUGUGGCGUCAGAAUACUUUUCCACCUCCAACAGGGGCAUGGGUUUGUCAGCCUGCGUCACUGGCUCCAAGUUAGGAGCAACCUUGAGUAUUCUCGUGUGUCAUUACGGACAUGAUGGUGCUCCCUACUGGAUUGCUGGGUACCUUCAUUUGUUGAGUGUGUUGAUGAUUGUUGUAGUGUUCGUUACAAGGGAGACAAAAAGGGUUUAGACUCGGGUCAUUUACUUCCUGUACUUCGAAAAUACACGAAGGGAAACUCAUAAUAAUAAUAUGAGGCUUGAAAUCUUCGUAAAACUACAACUUGAGAGCUUCAAAUUAUCUGUUAUUAAUAUUAUUUAGUAAGUAGUGUUGAAAAUAUCAAUAUUUAUUCGAACAGAUACAGAUACAGUUAUUUCCACAGUUAUUAGUACUUUAAGGAUGAACUAUAAACGGAAUAAUCUUAGUUAUUCGAUAGUACUGCGGAGCUUUUUAAAAUAUUAGUUUGUUAUAAUUACUGAUUAGUGCCGUAGAUCAAUAUCUAUUGUC